Molecule: messenger RNA, 12102 nt
Organism: Hippoglossus stenolepis (Pacific halibut)
Lineage: Eukaryota; Metazoa; Chordata; Actinopteri; Pleuronectiformes; Pleuronectidae
Gene: bptf
Product: bromodomain PHD finger transcription factor
Exons: 32
Coding region: 257-10492 (3411 amino acids)
Biological process (GO): regulation of transcription by RNA polymerase II
Cellular component (GO): NURF complex
Molecular function (GO): RNA polymerase II cis-regulatory region sequence-specific DNA binding
Source: RefSeq, a predicted model, not a curated record
CGGCUCCAGUGUGCGGGCCCGUGGAGCCACAGAGGCAGAGAAGAAGAAAGAUGGCGGCUCGGGGCGAACCAGAGCGGGACGCCGGGCUAACGUUUUAAGGCUUCACACCCGGAGAGACGCGGGGGUACCACCGGGCCACCGCACCGUCCGGAUCCCCGCCGCUCCGGCUACGCGGCGGUACCGCUUUCGCCCGCGUCGGCGUCGGCUAAACCCGCGCGGGGAGCUGCGGUUGUAGAAUAAGAGACAGUCGCUGAUCAUGAGAGGGAAGAGAGGCAGGCCGCCCAAAGCCCUGCCGACCGACGAGGAGCCGUCCCCGGCCGCGACCCGGGGCUUGCGACCGCGGCGGAACCUGAAGCCCCGGCUGCGGGACAGCGGGGACGAGGAGAGCCCCACGCGGGAGCCCACCAAGCCGAGCCGAAAGAGGCGAGGGGGACCCGGCGGCACGUCGGCGCGGGGCAGGGGACGAGGCAGAGGCGGCGGCGGCAGAGGAGGCAGAGGGGGACGGGGAGGGAAGCGGACGGCGGCCGCCUCCAAAGCGGUGGUGUACGACGACCACGAGAGCGACGAGGACGAGGACGACGCUGUCAGCCUGAGGUCGGAGGAGGAAGAGGAGCUGGUGGCGGCGGAGCCCCCGUCCGAGGAGGACGAGGCCCUGAAAGAGGAGUCCGACUGCCUGGAAGAUGAUGUGCUGGACGAGGAGGAGGUGGUGGAGGAGGAGGAGGAGGAGGUGGAGGAUGAUGCCAGCCACUGCACUGAGAGCAGCUUUCGGAGCCAGAGCACACACGCCAGCACCCCGGGGAAGAAAAAGCUCCGGGCUCCCCGUCCUCGCUCCCCCAUCCUGGAGGAGAAGGAGAUUCCUCCUCUGGAGCUUCCCGAGACCUCGGAGGAUCUCCUGGUGCCGAACGAGGAGCUGCUCAACGCCACCUCCAUCUACGAGGUGCUGCGGAACUUCAGCACGGUGCUGCGUCUCUCGCCCUUCCGCUUCGAGGACUUCUGCGCAGCUCUGGUCGGCCAGGAGCAGUGCACUUUAAUAGCAGAGACCCACAAUUCCCUCCUGAAGGCCAUCCUGCGCGAGGAGGACUCCUCCAACACUACCUUCGGCCCUGCUGACCUCAAGGACAGUUUCAACUCCACUCUGUACUUUAUUGACGGCAUGACGUGGCCUGAGGUGUUGCGGGCGUACUGCGAGAGCGACCGGGAGUACCAGCAUGUCCUCCCGUACCAGGAGGUGGACGAGUAUCCCUACGGCCCUACGGAGAGUAAGAUCAAGGUGCUACAGUUCUUGGUGGACCAGUUUCUCACCACCAACAUCGCCCGCGAGGAGCUGAUGUCCGACGGCAGCGUGCUGUACGACGACCACUGCCGCGUGUGUCACCGACUGGGCGACCUGCUGUGCUGCGAGACCUGCACGGCGGUCUACCACCUGGAGUGCGUGAAGCCGCCGCUGGAGGAGGUUCCAGAGGACGAGUGGCAGUGUGAGAUCUGCGUGGCUCACAAGGUGCCCGGUGUCACGGACUGUGUAGCAGAGGCACAGAAGAUCAGGCCCUACAUCCGCCAGGAGCCCAUCGGGUAUGACCGGCACCAGAGGAAAUACUGGUUCUUGAACAGAAGGAUUAUUGUCGAGGAGUACGGGGAGCACAAGACGAAAAAGAUCUGGUACUACAGCACCAAGGCGCAGCUGGAGGAGCUCAUGGAGAGCCUGGAUAAGGAGUACUGGGAGGUGGACCUGCAUGCCACGCUGGAGGAGAUGAGGGAGGAGGUGCAGGCUCACAUGGACGUCACAGAGGACCUCACCAACAAAGCCCGUGGAAACAACAAAGCCUACCUCACCGCUGUCAACGAUGUGAUCACGGAGCAUUUGAAGGUCAGGCUGCAGGCGAAGAGACGAGCAGAGGAAGGAAAGCAGGAAACAGAAUCGGGUUCCGUUAAAGCAGCAGAAGAAACUACUGACUUCACCUCGCAGCUCGAGAACAGCGAGCACAAAGUCCCCGAGUCCAGGGAAGAUGCUAGUUCCCGAGCAGCCUCGGUUCCUCCUUCUGCAGAGGAGAGCUGCAGGUCGGAUCCUAACCCCGGCUCAGCCUCCCAGGACUCGGCUGUGCCUAAAACAGAAUCCACCGAGACCAAGGAGGAAACUGAGCCCGGUCACGCCAGGAGCCAGGAGAGUGGAGAGCCGCCUACAGCGGCAAAGCAGGAGAGGACAGAUGAGAACUUGAAAGCAGAGUUAAACAGCGACAACUCGCUGACACAAACCCAAGAUCAGCCUCAGCAGCAGUCGUCUCAGCCGGAGACGAGCUGCGGGAGCAACCUGCCUGACCUGGCUGAUCGGUCCUCGCAGUCGUCUUUCACCAGUCAGGAUGGGGCAGAGGAUUAUCACGAAAGGGUCAAAAGUGAAGGAGUGAGAGGAGCAGCCCAGGAAGUGAAUAACCAAACGCCCAGAGCCAGCAAAGAGUCAUCCCCAGUUCGCUCCGACGUUGGCUCUUUGCGACUCAGCUUCUUGAAAAGGGACCUGACGGUGAAUCUGAACAGCUUGUUCAAGCUGGGUCAGGAGGGUAAAUACAGGGUCUACCACAACCAGUACAGCACCAACGUCCUGGCCCUCAACAAACAUCAGCACCGCGAGGACCACGACAAGAGACGCCACCUGUCGCACAAGUUCAGCCUGACCACCGCGGCCGAGUUCAAGUGGAACGGCUCCAUCUACGGUUCUCGGAGCCUGACUGUCUCCACCCUGCGUCUCACCAUCAUCCAGCUGGAGACCAACGUGCCCGGACCCUUCAUGCAUCCUAACUGGGCAGCGCACAGGAACAACUGGAACAAAGCAGUGCAGAUGUGCAGCAAGGCCAGGGAAUUUGCUCUGGCCUUGGCCAUACUGGAGUGUGCCAUCAAACCAGUGGUCAUGCUGCCUGUAUGGAAAGAUUCUCUCGGACACACGAGGCUACAUCGCAUGACCUCCAUGGAGCGGGAAGACAAAGAGAAGGGGAAGAAGCGAGAGAAGAAACUGGAGGAUGAGGAGACGCUGCAGCAGGCCACCUGGGUGAAGUACACCAUCCCCAUCAAACACCAGGUGUGGAAGCAGAAGGGGGAGGAGUACAGGGUGACUGGUUAUGGUGGCUGGAGCUGGGUCAGUAAGACCCAUGUGCCACGUUUUGUUCCCAAGUUACCAGGGAACACAAAUGUAAACUACCGCAAAGAACUGGAGGCAGCUAAACUCAAAGAGAAGGGAAGGAAGGAAAAGGCAGCAUCUUGCACAAACAACCAGAAGAAGUUGAUGGAAACUGAGAAGCAGGAUGCAGCGGAUGAGGACAAGGAGCAAACGUCUCUCAUUGCAUCAGCUCAGACCACCUCAUCAGAGGAGGACUGCAAACCUCAGAGCUCAAAAGAGGAAGAAACCCCCUCUGAGAAGAAGGAGGAGGGGAAAGAAGUGGAGGAGAAGUUAGAAGAUGAAAAAAUGGAGGUUGAGCCCUGCCCAGAAACUGCUGCUUCAAGUGAAGAGAAAGAUAAAGCUGAAGACAAAGGCCCGUCCUCGUCGACUGUGGAGCCCGUGAAGGAAGAAGCAGUCAAGAGUGUAGAACCACCCAAGGAGGAGGAGAGGGCUGCAUCGAAGCCGUACUACGAUGUUGUGAACGUCAGCGAGGGCUUCCAGCUGCGGACGGCGUACAAGAAGAAGGUAAAGCCGUCCAAACUGGACGGGCUUCUGGAGCGCCGGGUCAAACAGUUCACCCUGGAGGAGAAACAGAGGCUGGAGCGGGUGAGGCAGGCGGCCCUGCUGUCCAAAGUACCGGCCACUAAGACUAAUUUAGGGCUGAAGACCGAAGGAUCCACGUUGGACAAACAGCAGCCUGCUGUGACCCCGUGUGUGAAAGCAGAGGAGAAGGAGGAGAACUUGCACGUGAAGGACAACGUGGUUAAAAAGCUCGACUUUGAGCAGGAGGCGAAAACGGACAACGUGGACGUCAAAUCUGAACCCACGCCAACCAACCACAGCAAAGAGACAGAGGUGAGCGCUGUGCAGAGCGACAGUGGGGAGGCCUUAACCCAUAAAGAGGUGAAUGGAGGACCCUUAGCAAACAGUAACAACUGUAUAUCAGAGGCAAUAGAAAAUAAAGAGAAGACACAGAAGCCAGAGGUGACGCUAGCGGGAGAGAAUCCUAAAAAACGUGGGUUCGAGGAGAUGGAGAAAAGCAGCGGACAGAGCGUCGCAGAGAGCAUGGAGGUCGAGCAGAACAAGAGCAGUCCGGUGCAGGUGAAUGGACAAGCUAUGGUCCCUGCCGCUACUGCAGACUCAGCCAGAGUCCAAGAUGAUAUCAAGCCCGUGAAGUCUCUGAUGAACGGAGGCCUCUCACAGAACGAUGUGUCCGACUCGUGUCAUCCACCUCCCCUGAAAGUCCCCAAAUUGGAGAACCACGUGGCGGAGAAAGGAGACGCUCUGAGUAGGAAAGAGGAUGUGGCGGUGGACAGUGAGGAAACCACACCAGCCAAGCUUUUAUCCUCAAGCACCUCCUGUGUGAAAAGCAUUAGCUCUGACAACUGCAGUGGUAGCGAAGGUUUGAAAACCACAACUGCAGAGUCUCAAAGUGCCCCAACCACCAGCAGCGUCACUAAGCCUGAUGGGACGCCUCAAGCAGCGAGUGGCACAGUCUCCUCCGUCACCACCACCACCACCCAGUCCAGCGCCUCUGCACCUGUAGCAGUCGUCUCACAGAGGAGCAAACAUCCAGUCGCUGACACCAAGACGGGCACGACGGGUUCAGCAGCAGCCAGCUCCAUGACGAUCAGUAAAGAGUACUCCACCAAAGACAGAGUCAGCCUCCUGAGGUUCUCCAAAUGCAAGAAGGCUCGCUCGGGCACCGCGCUGCCGUCCUACCGCAAGUUUGUUACCAAGAGCAGCAAGAAGAGUAUCUUCGUCCUGCCGAACGAUGACCUGAAGAGGCUGGCGAGGAGAGGGGCCAUCAGAGAAGUGCCCAUCUUCAACUACAACGCCAAGCCAGCCCUGGAUAUUUGGCCGUACCCUUCACCUCGGCCCACGUUUGGGAUCACAUGGAGGUACCGUCUCCAGACUGUGAGGUCACUGGCAGGGGUCAGCCUGAUGCUGAGGCUGCUGUGGGCCUGUCUGAGGUGGGACGACAUGGCUGUUAGAGCGGCUGCCAAUGCAGGGGUUACUCGGAAAGAAACCUCGGAGACGGACAUCACCACGACGGAGAUUAUAAAACGAAGAGACGUGGGGCCGUAUGGCAUCCGCUCAGAAUACUGCAUCAGGAAGAUCAUCUGUCCCCUCGGGACAAGAGACACUCCCAAAGAGACCCCCACUCCACAGAGGAAAGGCCUGCGCUCGAGCGCCUUGAGGCCCAAGAAGCAGCAGCCAGCUAAGCUGACUGGGCCCAUCGCUGUGGAGACGUGGGUUCCCGAAGAGGAGAUGGAGCUGUGGGAGAUCCGGGCCUUUGCAGAGAGGUUGGAGAAGGAGAAGUCACAGGGUUCAGAUCCCUCCAAGACUGGCAGCAGCUUGAGGACGGCAGAGGAUGUCAAGGCCCAUCUGGAGAAUCAGCUGAAACAGGCCAGACUGGCGGCCCAGCAGAAACGUCUGGAGCAGCAGAGACCGGGUACACCUGUUUCCACCACAACAGCCACCACCCCCUCAGCCAGCACGCCGGCAUCCACGGGCCUGAGGACAGGUCAGGUCACACCUGGAACCAAGAUGGUCCUCGCCUCCAAACUGGGCUCAGCAGUUUCCUUCCAGCAAGACAAGAAUUUCCACCAGUCGUUUGCUUCCUGGGUCAAGCAGGGUCAGACCAACAACAGCAGCUCAGCCUCCUGUGGCUCGGUGGCCACCGUGGCUAGCAGCAUCACCACCUCAGGGCAAACCUUCCAGAUCGCUGGCAGCCCCGUGACUGUGGCUGGCCAGGUCCUCGCUGCCAAACUCCCGCUGCCCGCUAACAGCAAGAUUGUCACGCUCAACAUGCCCACUACUCAAGGAGGUGUAGUCCAACAGAAGGUUCUGGGCAUUUUCCCCUCUGGGCCUCCUGCGAACCUGAGGACAUACAGCACACUACAUCCUACGACCGGCAACAUCAACCUCAGAGCCACCACCUCUGGCUCCGCUGCUCAGGAACAGGCCAGUACAGCUGCAGGUCAAACCCAGCCUUGCGCUGCGAUGAGCCCGUCAACCCCCCUGUCUACCUCUGUGGGCACCGCGAUGGUCCGAAGUCCAGCGAUGACUCAACAAGGCCAACCUCAGCAGAUGGUGCCGGGUUCGACGCCUGUGCCGACGGCAGCAGCCGCUCAGAGAGCAGCGGCUCCUGCACCAUCACCUCAUGCAACCGCCACAGCUCCUGGACAGACGCCUGUAGCUCCCGCACAGACCAACAGACCACAGCAGGGUCAAGUCAAACUAACUAUGGCGCAGCUCAUGCAGCUGACACAGAGCGCUCAGGGUGGAAACCCCGGUCUGACGGUGGUGAUCCAGGGUCAGGGCCAGAGCCAGGGUCAGCUGCAAAUCAUCCCACAGGGUGUAACAGUCAUUCCUGGCCCCGGUCAGCAGCUAAUGCAGGCAGCCAUGCCGAAUGGUCAGGUCCAGCGCUUCCUCUUCACUCCCAUGGCCCCAUCCUCAUCACCCACUACUGCCACCCCUCCUGUACCUCAGACCCCUCAAACCCAAAUGUCGACUCCAGCUCAAGCCAGAACCACUGCACAUGUCCAGACGACUCCCUCAGCCUUAGCCCAAACACAAAUGACAGCCCCUCUACCUACCCCAACACAAAUGCCAGGUUUGGCCCCCAGCCCAGCUUCAGUCCCUGUGCCUGCUCCGGCACAAGCUGCAGCCCAGACCUUGAUGCAAACACAAGUUCCAACUGCUUUCCCACAAUCCAUCCCUGCUCAAUCACAGAUAUCUGCGCCUGCCCUGCUACAAGCUGCAGCUCAGGCCUCCACACAGGUUUUCUCCUCCACACCAGGCAUUCUCCCCACACAACCACAAGUGGCAAGAUCUGUGCCGGCCCCCGCUUACCCUGUCCUGGGUAUGACUCAGAAAGUCUUCACCUCAGCCCCUCAAGUCUCACCCAUGGUCCAAACCCAAGUCGCCACCUUUGCCCCAGGCUUGUUCCCCACACAAACCCAAACUUCCAUGACGCUGCCUGUCCCUGGACAGUUUGCACCUCAGGCCCAGGUCCAGGCACAUGCCCUCAACACCUCCCCGGGCUUGACCCCAACCCCUGUCCAGAUGCACAUGACUGCCCCUUCCCCUGCUGUCGCCCCCGUCUCAGUCAAGGCUGCCCAAGUUGCAGCCGCUACCAACUCUGCCCAAAUACAAGUUUCUGCCUCUCUUCCCUCUGCAGUCCCAGUCCCAACCCCCGCUCUUGCUCCGGUCUCUGCUCCUGUUUUAGCUGUUGUGUCCGGUCAGAUUGCUGUCCCGUCCCCGGCUAAAGCUCUAACCCAAAUUCAAGUCACAGCUCCAGUUCCCCUCCACGCUGCUAUGGCCGGUGCUGUUGUCACAACGGUCACAGCCACCUCCACAACACCUUCAGUGCCAGCUCUGAUAGAACAGAGGGCAGCUCAGCCCCAGGUUUGGAUUCCAGCCGCAUCUCAAGGUCAGACUCCUGUUCAGCCGGCUCAGCAGGCGGCAGCUCCCAUUCAGGCACCUGUCCUGGCCACUGUACCUGCCUCUGCACCUUUUACCCCCCUGCCACAAGCAUCUCUUACUCCCCAGUCUCAAGCACAAGUCCAGCACCCUACAGUUAUGUCCAUGCAGCAGGUUUCUCAAAUGCCAGUCUCAGCUGUGCAGGUUCAAAUGAAGGGAAUACCAGUUUCUUCUGUUGUUACUACAGUGAGAGCCCCCCAACCUCAGCUCCAGCCCCAGACCACUACCCAACUGCAACCCCAGCCUCAAGCCCAAAUCCAUGCACAGAUUCAGGUCCAGCCCUUUGGCCAAGUCCAGCAAAUACCACACAUUCAGGCUCAAGCUCAUCUCCAGCCCAAAGCACAAGCCCAAAUCCACCCGCAAGUCCGAGUUCAGUUUCAGCCACAUGCACCCCAAGCCCAAGUACAGCCCCUCGCUCAAAUCCAACCUCAGGUGCAGUUUCAGACCCAAAACCAGAACUUUCCCCAGGUCCAGUCCCAGUACCACCCCCAGGUACAAGCUUCAUUUCAAACGCAGGCGCAAACCCAGCCCCAGAUUCAACCUCAGCCCCAGGUACAGUCCCAGCCCCAGGUACAGUCGCAGCCUCAGGUUCAGUCUCAGGCCCAAAACCAACUCCAUCACCAGGUUCAGGUCCAAUUCCAGCAACAAGGUCAGAUCCAGCCUCAGGCCCCGCAGCAAACACAGCCCCAGUUUCAAAUCCAGUCACCGCAGCAGCUGCAAGUCCAGGCCCAGCCCCAAGUUCAAGCUAAGCUCCAAGUCCAGUUCCAGCCUCAAACCCAGAAUCAAGUUCAAACGCAGCCCCAACUUCAGGUUCAGUCUCCAAUCAGGCAUCAGCUCAUCACUGUCCCCGGCCUGCAGCAGCCAGUCCAGCUGCUCUCCGCUCUGCCACCCCAUGUUGCAGCUCAGAUCCAAGCUCAGAUCCAGGCACAGGCGCAGCAGCAGGGAGGCACGGUUCCACAGCAGAUCAAACUGCAGCUGCCUAUCCAGAUCCAGCAGGCGGGGGGGCAGAUUCAGGCCCACCAGAUCCAGAACAUGGUGACCAUACAGGCACCAGCAAGCGUCCAGGAGCAUCUUCAGAGGCUGCAGCAACAACAGCAACAGCAGCAACAACAACAACAACAACAGCAGCAGCAGCAACAACAACAACAACAGCAGCAGCAGCAACAGCAGCAACAACAACAACAGCAGCAGCAGCAGCAACAGCAGCAGCAACAACAGCAACAACAGCCACCACCACCAAAGAAGAAGAAACACCAUGAGGCUAAAAGGGAACAGAAAGAGCAGAAUCUGCAGAAUCUGCCGACUCUUAGCCCCGGAGACGGAAUCCAAAAACAGGUGGUAGUGAAGCAGAAUGCUGCAGCAGAGCAGCUGAAGCAGAGGAAGUCGCUCGCUGCGGCUGAGCGAGAGGAGAACCAGAGGAUGAUCGUGUGCAACCAGGUGAUGAAGUUCAUCCUCGACAAGAUUGAGAAGGACGAGAAGCAGGCAGCUAAGAAGAGAAAGAAGGAGGAGGUGGUGGAGCAGAAGCGCUUCAAGCAGAACGCCACCAAGCUGACGGCGCUGCUGUACAAGCACAAAGAGCAGCUGAAGGCCGAGAUCCUGAAGAAGAGGGCCCUGCUGGACAAGGAGCUGCAGCUGCAAGUACAGGAGGAGCUGAGGCGGGACCUAGCCAGGCUCCAGAAGGAGAAGGAGAAAGCCCGAGCGGCCAUCACCCAAGCUGCUGCAGCAACAGUCAAGGCGGCCUCUUCCCACUCCUCCCAUCCUUCCCACUCGACACAUUCCCCUCACAGCAGCCACACAGUGACCUCACCGCCCUCGUCCCAUAAGCGCAAGAGGGAAGAGGAGAGAGACAAAGACCGACCCAGAGAAAGGGACAGGCACCACGACAAGGACAAGAAACGGGACAGGGACAAAGACAAGGACAGAGACCGGUGUAAAGACAGAGACAAGGACAAGGACAAGGAUAAAGAAAAAGAUAAAGACAAAGACAAAGACAAAGAUAAAGACAAAGACAGAGACCGCGAUCGAGAGAGGGAGAAAAACAGAGAGCGGGAGCGAGACAAGGACAGAGAUGGGGACAGAGAAAAGGACGGGGAUUCCAGCUCAUCUAAACACAAGAAGAAGAAGAAGCUCUCUUCUACCUCAAAGGAUCACAAGAAGGACAACAAACUGUACUGUGUCUGCAAGACGGCCUACGACGAGUCAAAGUUUUACAUCGGGUGCGACCUGUGCUCCAACUGGUUUCACGGUGCGUGUGUCGGCAUCACGGAGAAGGAGGCGAAGAAGUUGGAGGACUUCGUGUGUAACGACUGUAAACAAGGUCAGGAAGGAGGAAGCAACGAGGAGCUCUACUGCAUCUGCCGGACGCCAUACGACGAAUCACAGUUUUACAUUGGCUGCGACCGCUGCCAGAACUGGUACCACGGGCGCUGCGUGGGCAUCCUGCAGAGCGAGGCCACUCACAUCGACGUGUACGUGUGUCCGCAGUGUCAGUCGACGGAAGACGCCAUGACGGUCCUCACGCCUCUCACCGACAAGGACAACGAGGGGUUGAAAAGAAUUUUACGCUCGUUGCAGACUCACAAAAUGGCAUGGCCUUUCCUCGAACCAGUGGAUCCCCACGAUGCACCGGAUUAUUAUCGUGUGAUCAAGGAACCGAUGGACUUUUCCACAAUGGAAACCCGUUUGCAGAGGCGACAUUACCACAAGCUCACCGAGUUCGUGGCCGACGUGACCAAAAUCUUCGACAACUGCCGCUAUUACAAUCCCAACGACACGCCCUUCUUUCAAUGUGCCGAGGUGCUGGAAGCCUUCUUUGUACAGAAGCUUAAAGGAUUCAAAGCGAGCAGAUUGUCAGAUUCUUAAGUGGGCCAGUCUAGCUGGAGUCUGGACUGGAUGCUGGGGUUUCUUGUAAUAAUGACCUGGGAACGCUCUGUUUCCAGAAAAUCACAAAACAAAAUCCAUUUAGAAACAAAAUCAACCAUCACAAUAACACACACACACACACACUCAAACACCAAAUGUGCUUUCAUUCAAAUGUGACAAUAUUGGCAGCCAUGUUGACAGUGUUAACCAUGUAAUUGAGGGACAUGCUUUCUUCCAAUCACAGUCACUAGCUUGUUUUCAGUGAGAUUUUAAUGCAUUUUAGUUCUUAACUUUGUAUUUAUUUUCAGUUACUCAUCUAAGUUGAACUGGACAUGUUGAGAAUGAAGAUGUUACCAGAUAUACGAAUAUAACAAAGCUGCAUAUUUUAUUAUAGAGAUAUUUAUAUGAUAUUUUGUAUGUUAGAGUUUGAAGAAGCUGGUUGUCUCGAGUGUACCAAUGUUUUAUCAUGUACAAUGGUUGUAAGAUAUCUGACUUUGAAUGUUUUAAAUGAUAUGGAAACUAAACGUUUUAGAAAGUAUUGUUUUAGAAGACCAGAGUUUGACUUCAUAAUAUGACCUCAGUUCUUGUCCGUGAUAAAAGCAUUCCCUGUAAAUUACACCAACAUGGCUGCGGGAUCCUCCCGGCGAUCCUUUUACAUUCUCUCCGUGUGUUCUUGAGCUGUCGUGACAGUUAAAGGAAAAAAAAUAAAAUGUGAAGGGCUCUCAACUCUCCCCUCUCUCCACAUCCCGUAGGUCUCAUAACAACAAGCUACAGUCUUCUUCGGCCUCUUAGAAAGCGUCGCACAUUGCUCAAAACAAAAUGCACUUACCAAGAAUAUGGCUUUUCUGAACUGUAAGUCUGUGACGGACUCGGCCUCCCCCGGCGUUUGGGACGUGCUCCUCUGAGUGUCGGCGCAGCCAGCACUGCUGCUUCUCACAGAACCGUUCGGGCCGGAGCUGCCGUCGGCCCAUUUCAGCUCUAAGGGACCUUUUUUUUUGUUUGGACCUUCAUCAGUGGGACUGUACUAAGGAGCGUGAGCAACUGAGGCAUUUCAGAAGAAAGUUUACCUCGGAGAAAAGACUCUUAAGGAGCUCUCAUAUUUCCAUGUACUUUUUAUUUUUUUGAUCUCGAUCUUUUUGUUUCACUUCUUUUUAUUUUUUUUUUUCUUGUUAAAAAAUCUCUCAGGCCAUCCUUGUGGUCAUCAUGUCCAAGACGUAGGAAGCUGAAACACUCACUGAACAGUGGCUGAGUUUUACUGAGCAUCAUGUAUCGAGGGUUCUGUGUCACCGAGGAGAAACUCUCCCAUUUUCACUCUUCGUUUAGUCUGAAGUGGCAUGAAAGACAGUUGUACUAAAUAUCUGGACAUCAGUAGUUUGCUUGGUUAAACUUCUAUAACCUACUGGACGUGUGGUAAUAAGCUAUUGUAAAUGAUUUGCUCUGCAGUAGUGACUGACUGAUCGACUGAGAAGGAUGAAACCGUGUAUUUGAAGGUUCCUGCCCCGUUUGUAAAAAAUUUGUCCGAUUUUUGACUUGAUUUCUUUUUCCUUUUUUUUGUAUCACAGCUGAAGAAAUAUUGAUGUAUAUGGAACUUAAUAAAAAGCUAAAGACUG